AUUGCCCACGGUAACUCUCCAGAGCUUGUUCUGAAUCCAGUGAAUGUGAACGACUCUGGCUUCUACAUCUGCCGCGUGAACAGUGACUCCUCCUUCGUCUUCAGUCGGUGGGCACGACUUGACGUUUGUGAUCUCCAGGGAACACCUCAUGGGACCUUAACUGGUUUGCCUGAAAACAGGUUGCACAUCUGUAUUCAGCCUCAGCCACAAAGCCUGGCGGUGGGGGAUGCUUUGGUGUUAGAAUGUGGAGCUGUUGGAAACCCAGUGCCUCAUUACCAGUGGUUCAGAAAUGGCUUUCCCUUGGCAGAUGGGAGCAAAAAUGUCUACAUGGUACCUUACGUGGAUGUGGAACAUCAAGGGACAUAUUGGUGCCAUGUAUUCAAUGACCGGGAAGAUCAAGACAGCCAGAAGAUAGAUGUCAUUAUAGAUACUGUUUUCACAGGUAUUGAAACCCUGGAAUAUAUAAAUGUGAUGUGGUUUUGUUUUUCCUGUGUCUCUGUAGCAACAGACAAGGUAGCUCUGUUAAUAGGAAAUAUGAGCUACUGGAAUCACCCCCAGCUCAAGGCUCCCAUGGUCGAUGUCUAUGAACUGACCAACUUGCUCAGACAGCUGGAUUUCAAAGUUGUUUCUUUGCUGGAUCUUACUGAGUCCGAGAUGCGAAAUGCAGUGGAUGAGUUUUUACUUCUCCUGGACAAAGGAGUAUAUGGUCUGUUAUACUACGCUGGCCAUGGCUACGAGAACUAUGGCAACAGCUUCAUGGUUCCCAUCGAUGCUCCAAAUCCCUACCGGUCUGCCAACUGCCUGUGUGUGCAGCACAUCCUCAAGCUCAUGCAGGAGAAGGAGACGGGACUCAACGUGUUCCUGCUGGAUAUGUGUCGGAAGAGAAAUGAGUACGAUGACACAAUUCUUGUCUUAGAUGCCCUGAAGGUUACGGCCAACAUCGUUUUUGGAUAUGCCACAUGCCAAGGAGCAGAAGCCUUUGAAAUUCAGCAGUCAGGGUUGGCCAAUGGAAUCUUCAUGAAGUUCUUGAAGGACCGUUUGCUAGAAGACAAGAAGAUUACAGUCCUGCUAGAUGAGGUUGCAGAAG
Molecule: messenger RNA, 1087 nt
Organism: Merops nubicus (carmine bee-eater)
Lineage: Eukaryota; Metazoa; Chordata; Aves; Coraciiformes; Meropidae
Product: mucosa-associated lymphoid tissue lymphoma translocation protein 1-like
Exons: 7
Biological process (GO): proteolysis
Molecular function (GO): cysteine-type endopeptidase activity
Source: RefSeq, a predicted model, not a curated record